GUGAAUGUUAUGAAAUCCUAUUCAAAAUCUAAAUGCCAAUGUUGAAUUGAGAGUACCCGUAAACAACCCACGAGAAAUAUGUGCGGAGGCUGGAAAAAAGCUGGCAUUAGAGGAAGGAGAGUAGAUAAUGACAAACAUAACCACCCCGUUAUAGUUUGGAGCGUUUGGUACUUGUCGCUAGCCACACUGGUGAUGAUCGUUUGUACAUCGGUAUUGUUUUUCUGUGUAUCAAUAGUUGUGGAAAUGCUGCAUAUGGACGUACUUCUUUCGCUAUCACUGCUUACUGGAAUCGUUAUGUUGCCCACGAAUUUCUACUUGCUCCACAUGAUAUCUAAAGGGGAAAAAAUAAAUCCUUAUACAAGAGUUUUCUGUUGGGAUCUCUGGGUCUGCAUGGCAACGAUAAUUAUAAUAAGCUUUAUAGGUACCUGUCUUUGCUCGUACAAGAUCUAUCACUGUAAAAUUUGCAUCAAAAAAUCCAUUUGUGAAGCUAUGAACAAUUAUAGGCACGACGCUAAACACAAACACCUUAUGGACAGUAUACAAUGGGGAAUCAGAUGUUGUGGGCUUGACUCCUAUACGGAUUGGUUUAGCAAAGAUUGGUACGAUUUCACACGCGACUACGAAUGGGAUCCCACUUCUGAUACAAAACUACGUUCGAAGGGAGUGGAGCUUGUUACUGAUAGCGUUCCUUUCAGUUGCUGCAAAUCAGGAUCGUGCAUAUCGAACUACUUGACGGAGAUGGGAACCUCGUCUAUACAUUUGAGUGGAUGCGCUGAGGAACUCUAUGUAAUAAUUAUGACUGCGCUGGUUAUUCAGUUCACUAUUUUUUUUUCCGUUUUUAUAGUUGAGCUUUUAGUUUUCAUUCUGGCUCUACCCAAAGAGAAAGAAGCCUGCCAACAAAUCAUAAAAGGCCAAACUCGCGUGUACGACGUGAAGGAACUUCUCAAUGUGAACCCCAACUUUAAUUGGAGUGGUUCGCUUGAGUCGGCCUUGGACGAGAGUGAUGCUGAAGAAACGGACUCGCCCAAGAUAGCAGUGGAAGAUGUGCCUGAUAAAUCAGCGCCGGGACUUCCCUAAUUUUGUACAUAAUAAAAUG
Molecule: messenger RNA, 1096 nt
Organism: Cydia fagiglandana
Lineage: Eukaryota; Metazoa; Arthropoda; Insecta; Lepidoptera; Tortricidae
Exons: 7
Coding region: 79-1077 (332 amino acids)
Cellular component (GO): membrane
Source: RefSeq, a predicted model, not a curated record